Messenger RNA from Protopolystoma xenopodis, 372 nucleotides. NCBI's taxonomy places the organism in Eukaryota, Metazoa, Platyhelminthes, Monogenea, Polystomatidea, Polystomatidae. The record is from the annotation of a GenBank genome assembly.
CAUCUGGGCAGUCCGGGCUAUUGUCUGCAGGCCAAGGUCGAGCUGACCACCGACCAUCUCGGCCUCUUUGUCCGACUUGUGCCGGGCCGUUUCGACGGCCAACUCGUCUGGCCGUUCGAUCAGGAGAUCGCGCUCACCCUCCUCGACCAGACGGAGGCCAGAGACGACGUCUACCGAGUCCUCAAGCCAUACCACAUGGACUCGGACGAGAAAGGCAUCUGGGACCAGCCGUCGGCCGUAUCUAGCCAACACAACUCGGGCUGGGGCUUUCCUCGUUUUGCUGAGUUGGGCGAGAUCAUCGGCUUUGAUGACGGCGUCGAGUCGAGAUUCCUGCGAAACGACAGGAUCUACGUGAAGAUCUGUCUGGUAUAG